Nicotiana tabacum (common tobacco) is the source of this 3887-nucleotide messenger RNA. NCBI's taxonomy places the organism in Eukaryota, Viridiplantae, Streptophyta, Magnoliopsida, Solanales, Solanaceae. The record is from RefSeq and is a predicted model, not a curated record.
UUAAAUCAUUUUUUUAACUCAGGGAAUAGUGAGUUUUCUCCUGAUGAGGAUGCACAUGUUAUUGCUGAUUGUGUCAAGUACAUUCUGCGGGAGUUACCGUCAUCUCCAGUUCCUGCAUCUUGCUGCAAUGCCCUCCUGGAAGCAUUUCGAACUGAGCGUGUCAAUCGAGUCAAUAGCAUGCGGUCAGCCAUAUGUGAGACGUUUCCAGAGCCAAAUCGUCGCUUGCUGCAGAGGAUUCUUAUGAUGAUGCAGACUGUGGUUUCUCACAAAACUAAGAAUAGAAUGAGCACACCAGCAGUGGCAGCUUGCAUGGCACCUUUACUUCUUCGCCCACUUCUAGCUGGAGAAUGUGAGAUGGAAAGUGAUUUUGCAAUGGGCAGUGACGGCUCUGUUCAACUUAUACAGGCAGCUGCUGCAGCCAACCAUGCUCAAGCUAUUGUUAUCACAUUGCUAGAGGAGUAUGAAAAAUUGUUUGCGGAAGGCUCUGUAUCGCCUGAACUAUACUCCGACUCGGACGGUAGUGGAAGCGAGAGUGAAGAACUUACUGAUGAUGAUGAAAGCUAUGAGGAUGAUUCACAGGAGGGAUCUGAUGCUGAUACUGAUGAUGAUUUUGAACGUGAGUCCAGCCCAACAACCAGUGAGGUUGGUGAAUGUGAAGAUAGUAACAAGAGCUCUCAAGUUUCUAAAUCUGGUUCCAAGUCUCCCGAAGCAGACAGCGAAGCCAGUAGGUGCUUGCCUAGAAGUCCACCUCAUACUUCUAUUCAGCAUGAUCCAGUGGAAGGAAGCAAGAGUGUUCCAGUUCAAAGUAAUGAAAAUUCAAGGACACAAGGAAAUGAAUGUGGUGAACAAUUGGGAGCUGAACUGGCAAAGACAUCUACUUCCCAAAAGUCAAUAGAUAUACAAAGUAGAGUUGCCCAAAGCAUUCAGCGCCCUGCUCUGUGGGGGCGCUCUCCUGCCAAGAAGAACCUCUCGAUGGAAUCUAUCAAUGUCCCUCUUGAUGACGUGACUGAAGUCCAAAGGCUUGAGGUCACUAAAACUGACUUGCAAUCCAAAAUUGCAGAGCAGGCCAAGGGGAAUGCCCUUCUGCAAGAAAGUAUGGAGAAUCGAAAGAAUGCAUUGCGCGAGCGUCGUCUGGCACUUGAGAAGGAUGUGGCACAGCUUCAGGAGCAACUGCAGAAGGAAAUGGAGUUAAAGAAACUUCUGGAAGCUGGAGUCAACAUGCCUCUGGUCAUGUCACCCGCCUCUUCCGAUAUUGAUGGAAUGGAAGAGAUUGUGGAGAUUGGUCAAGCAGAGGAAGAUAUCAAUUCCAAACAGAGGGAUAAUGAUCUUAGACUGCAGCGUAAUGAACAAGGUGAACAAAAUUCCACACUUUGUCGUGAUGAGAGAAACCAACCUCAGCAAAGACUAAAUUAUCAAGGAAAAAACAGCGAUAAACAGAAGGAUGUGGAAACUAAUGCUACUUCACAAAAUCUUGAGAAGUCAACCAGAGAUGAGCAUCAGACUUGUUCAAACAAGGCAGAUUGUGACAAGGACAAGAAGCAUGAAUCUCAGUUAUCAGGAAAUAAACACCUACCUCAGAGUACGCAAUCAGAUUCAUCAAGCAGUCCCAAAUCUUCUGUGGCUUUGGUCACUUCCUCGUCUCUGGAAGCGGGAAUGGGCAAGGGGCCUUCGACCAGUGCCAGAAAAUCUGGUUCCACAAAUGAGGAACAUCGAACUCCAGCUACAAAUGAGCUCCUAAAUCUUGACAAAGGAAAUUUUGAUCAGCCUGUCCACAACUUUGAAAGAAGUGAAGGGUCUGAAUCUCACCACUCUCUGGACAAAUCUCCAAGUCAAACAUCUGACAAGAGUGGAUCAGAUAGCCAUCAAGUUCUUCGUGAACCAGAUCAAGGAACAAAAUCUUAAGUCCUUCCAAAUUCUGAAAGAGGAAAACCAGAGAGUUUUCCCAAGUGGGGUUGAACUCUGCUUCCUUCAAGGACAUAUUUGAGACGAUCACAUGAUUAUCAGAUAGAUGCUUGUGGACCAGAUAAGAAGACGAUGAGCAUGCUUUUUGCAUACGAUCUUGAUUGGUCCGUUGAGAACUGAUUGUGAUGCCAAUGUUGCCACAGUCGAAGUUCUGAGAAUUUGCCUCAGUCGAAGUUCUGAGAAUUUGCUGGGCCAAAUAUGUACAGGUCAUCCAUCAGCUGAGGUGUAAUGCAUUUGUUGCAGUGCCACUAAACCAAAUUUUGCUUGAUCUGACACAAAGCUGAUACUUUUGUUAUAGUUGUAUGUCCGGUAGAGAACGAAACAACUAUGCCUACUGGAUUAAGGUGUAAAAUUUUCUUGCAACACUUCUUUCGAGUGUCAAUUAGAGGAAUGGUGUCCCUGAAGUACCUAAGAUAAGAUAGUUUUGUUUCCAUUCAACUGUAAAGAAAGUUGGAUGCUUCCACACUAGAGAAUUUUUGGAAGACAUGAUUAGUUAGGUUCCUGGUUAUUGCCUCAAAUUUAUUGUUUCAAGCCGUUUAAGUUUGCCAAUCCUGUUCACCUUUCUAGGUUGUUUUGGGACAUCCAAGGUCGACACAGGGACUUAUUUUGCACCUUUUGUGUUAGAAAGAAAAAGAAUACCUUCUUAUAUAGAUAAUUCAGUACGUUUGAUAGGAGAUAAGAAGAGUCCAUAAACACAUUAUGCAUGUUCUUAAGCAUCUUGACGAUUUAAUGAAAUGAUUAUCUGACAUAAAAAUCCAAUUUAAUUUACUGCAUCCGAUCACUGCUCAGAAAGUGAAGGGGACAUUGGAAAAACUCCAUAGCUCAGAAAUAUCAAUUGGUGGUUACUUGGGUUCUUCGCUCCUCUUUCUCUGUUGCUAGGAUAGGAUAGUUCUAUAAACUGCUCUUGCAUACUGCCUCCACGCCUCCACCCCACAAACCUAGCAGUAAAGCUCGAUAUGAACCAUGGCUACAUUAGUUGUGUUCCCAAUACCCGCGCCAAUGCCACCUGCUAGUUGUGGGGUCCAUCCCAUUGGUUGGCAAUAGCCUUAUGCCUAUUGUGCCUAUACUAUGGUAGAGAUCUUUGGUCAAAGAUCUUACUUGGAGCCAAAGUUUAGAUAAGUGGACGAGAUUAAAAAUGCUUUUGUAGCACACUUGGAGCGAACGACUCUUUUUUCUUAUAAAAGGAGGACCUCUUUCACUUCUUUAGUCACACCAACAAAGAGAGAAAGAAAGACUGAGGCAUCACAGACAUGAUAAAAGAAAAUAGUGUGUGAAGAAAAUAAAAAGUGUGAGCGAUAUAGUAGUGAGGUGAAAAUAUCAAAAGAGGGUUAUUUUUUUUUUGAGUAUUGUAGUGGUUUUUAUAGUAUUUUACUCGGGCUUACAAAGUAUAAAAUUCCUUAUUAUAGUGAUAUCAGUUGCUCCUCUCAAGGUCGUGGUUUUUUUUCCUUAUUCGGAAGGGUUUUUCACGUAAAAAUCUUGGUGUUGUUAUCGCUCUUUUAUUAUUGUUGAUAACUGUAUCUCGGUGCUACGUUAUUAUACCGCUUUAUUACCAUGAAUAUUACUUCUGUGUGGGGUUUAAUCCCAACACUAGUAACCCUGCAGCUAUCUUGCGUCCCAUCUUCUUUUGUUUGAAAACAUCCAAGUCUGGUAGUGGAGUAUAAUGUUUCGCGUACGACUGUGGAGGAUAGGAACACCUUCUGUUUGGUUAUUCCAACAGAGUUAAACGGGUCCAGUCCUAACAGAUAGUUGCGGCUCUGAUUGAGAUUUCUUAAUGUUGUAUUGUUGAUAGUUGGACUAUUGAAAGCGAGAGCAAGACGAAGAGCGUAAACUUGUGGAUUGAUGAUUGGUUUAGGAACAUGGUUUUCUCCUUGAGCUGAUAGCAACUAAUGAAGCAAUACCACCUUCAAUAAAUCCUUUCAAACCCA